Messenger RNA from Glycine soja, 2751 nucleotides. Its product is annotated as SWI/SNF complex component SNF12 homolog. Bases 638 to 2269 code for a protein of 543 amino acids. The record is from RefSeq and is a predicted model, not a curated record. Gene Ontology annotation, biological process: regulation of transcription by RNA polymerase II. Gene Ontology annotation, cellular component: SWI/SNF complex; nucleus. Lineage: Eukaryota; Viridiplantae; Streptophyta; Magnoliopsida; Fabales; Fabaceae. The transcript has 2 exons.
CGAAUGACGUGAUUCAACAAGAACGAAACGACACCGUUUUGCAGGAAAGCACUAGAAGUGAACGCAUACACUGACCAAUCUUUGACCUCCCAAAUUGGGCCAUUUUCAAACCCUAGCCACGCAUCACCGCCAUCAUCGUCCACCUUCCGGUAAAGAACGAUCCUUAAUCUCGCUCACCCCUUUCCCCUUUCUCCAAUUCACCCCCCCACCCCCCCCCCCCCCCCCCUCUCUCUCUAAUUUAAGAUCUUUCGAAAGUUUCUCUCUGUCUUCCACCGAAACCCUAAGCACCCACAACGAUAAAUCGUGUGUUCUUCUACCCACCCGAAGAUCGGUGGAUCAAUCUAAGGCCAGAUCGAGGUAAACCCUACUCGAUUCAGUGGUUUUUUUGUUUCUAUUUUUAGUUUCCAUCUUUUGGGGCAAUGCAAAUUCGGACCUGGUGGUGACUUGCGCAAGUUAUGAAAUUGGACACUUGAAUUUGUCGGGUAUACCCCCACUUGGUUCACUGGUUAAGAUCGAGAGUUAAAGUUAGGAUCUUUUUCAUUUGGGUGUUGAGGUUUUUAUUUAUUUAUUUUUUUGUUUUGUUUUUGCUUUUAUUUUGCCCCUUUCUGGUUGACUAGUGGAUUAGGUUUGGACAGUGAUGUCUGUGAACAAUAAUAACCCUUCUAAGGGCAUUGGGGCCUCUUCCUCAUCCUUUGGUAAUGCUGGAGUACCCUCCAAUUCUAUACCUUCAAACCCUGGAUUUUCACAGUCCCAAGGACAGGCCCAGAUUCCUGUUGGUUAUCAAGGACAGUUUCCACUGUCCCAGGCCCAUGCUAUUGUCCAAGCUCAGUCCAAGGCCCAGGCCCAGGCCCAGGCCCAAGCAGCAGCUGCAGCUCAUGCUCAACUCCAGGCUCAUUUGCAAGCUCAGGGAUUGAGUCUUAAUCAGAACCAGGCUGGUGGUUUGGGGGUGUCGUCACCGUUGAUUUCCACGCCGGGUAAUGCGAGUGGGAAACGGAUCCCUCUGAAACCCCCCAUGCGGCCAGUUGGGUUUUCCCCUCCCAACAGCUUCUCCCCAUUGAGACCAGUGGAGCUCACGCCUGCUGCUCGGAGGAAGAAGCAGAAGCUUCCUGAGAAACAGCUGCAAGAUAAAGUGGCUGCUAUUCUGCCCGAGUCUGCGCUGUAUACUCAGCUUCUUGAGUUUGAGUCUCGCGUUGAUGCUGCGCUUGCUAGAAAGAAGGCUGACAUCCAGGAAGCGCUCAAAAACCCGCCGUGUAUUCAGAAAACUCUUCGUAUUUAUGUAUUUAAUACUUUUGCUAAUCAAAUUCGCACAAUUCCAAAGAAGCCAAAUGCGGAGCUUCCAACCUGGACACUGAAGAUAGUUGGGAGGAUAUUGGAGGAUGGUGUAGACCCUGAUCAGCCAGGAGUAGUUCAGAAGUCGUCUCCUUUGUAUCCAAAGUUUUCAGCUUUUUUCAAAAGAGUAACUAUUUCCUUGGAUCAGAGACUGUAUCCCGAUAAUCAUAUUAUUAUGUGGGAGAAUGCUCGAUCACCUGCUCCACAUGAAGGUUUUGAAGUAAAGAGGAAAGGGGAUAAAGAAUUUACAGUGAACAUACGGCUGGAAAUGAAUUAUGUGCCAGAGAAGUUUAAGCUUUCACCAGCUUUGACAGAAGUUCUUGGUAUUGAGGUUGAUACCCGCCCGAGAAUUGUUGCUGCAAUCUGGCACUAUGUGAAGGCUAGGAAAUUGCAAAACCCAAAUGACCCUUCCUACUUUCACUGUGAUCAGCCUCUUCUGAAAGUAUUUGGAGAAGAAAAGAUGAAGUUUACAAUGGUUUCACAGAAAAUAUCAUCGCAUUUGUUCCCCCCACAGCCUAUACUUUUGGAGCAUAAGAUCAAGCUCUCGGGAAACAAUCCUGCUGGUACUGCUUGUUAUGAUGUGAUGGUUGAUGUUCCUUUUCCUAUUCAGAGGGAGUUGUCUGCCUUAUUGGCUAACGUGGAAAAGAACAAAGAGAUUGAGACAUGUGAUGAAGCAAUAUGUGGAAUCAUUAGAAAAAUCCAUGAGCACCGUAGGAGACGGGCAUUUUUUCUUGGUUUUAGUCAAUCGCCAGUAGAAUUUAUUAAUGCAUUGAUUGAAUCUCAAAGCAAGGAUCUGAAACUUGUAUCCGGAGAACCUAGUCGCAAUGCAGAAAAAGAGCGUCGUUCAGAUUUCUUCAACCAACCAUGGGUUGAAGAUGCUGUUAUUCGUUACCUGAAUCGCAAACCAGCUGUGGGAAGUGAUGCUCCAGGAAGCACAUGACACCAGUUCAUAUUUUAAUCAUUCAUCAUCCUUUUUGGCGAUGUAUCUCAAGAUAAAUUAUACCUUGAGAAUUUCUGAAGUAGCUAGUUUUCCAACUUCCAUGCUUGUAUUAGUGGCCGGAAGGAAUGCUGCUCCAUAGUGAUAAUAUACAAUAUGUUGUUGUAUGGGUAGUAGUGUGAGCACAUUUAGUUGCAGUCUUGAUAAUUGCUUGUUUAGGUGAUAAAUGGUACCACAAUUUCAUGUCUCUCAGUUGUAGUCAACUGUGACGGAUUCUUUGGUUACCUCAUUGUUCAUUUCUCCACGCAAGAUGUUUUACAUUAUUAUGAAAAAUUGUAUUAGGAAAGAUUGAUUGGUGUACAGUAUCUUCAGUUGUCUUGUGACAACAUAAGAGAAAACAAAUGUUGCACCCUAUAGGACUAUUGACGUUUCAUCCAUAUAUGGGCUCUGUUGGCAUUGAUUUUUGGACCGUGGUACUUGCUCAA